AAAAAUGGCAAAAGGAGGUGGUCUAACCUACGCUUUAGCCGUUACAAUUCUAACAUGCGCAUUUUCUCUACUUCCCUUUCACCAUACAUUAGUUGCAGCAGCAAUUCCAGAAGAAUUCAAAAUCCGGCAAGUCACUGACGAUCAAAGUCCAACAACCACCGCGCACGGCGGAAGCAACCACCACCUCCUCGGUACUCCCGCCGAGCACCGAUUCAAGUCAUUCAUACAGGAAUACAAUAAAGAGUACAGUACUCGCGAGGAGUACAUACACCGCCUCGGAGUUUUCGUUAAAAAUCUCCUGAAGGCGGCGGAGCACCAGGCUUUGGAUCCUACGGCUGUUCACGGAGUUACGCAGUUUUCCGAUCUGACGUCGGAGGAAUUUGAGAGGAUGUAUAUGGGUGUUAAAGGUGGUGAUCGGAGCUCCUUGUUGGGAGAGGUUGGGUCUCACGCGCCGCCGAUGGAAGUGAAGGAUUUGCCGAAGAGUUUUGAUUGGAGAGAGAAAGGUGCGGUUACUGACGUGAAGAUGCAGGGGUCUUGCGGCUCAUGCUGGGCGUUUAGUACGACUGGAUCCAUUGAAGGAGCCAACUUCAUUGCCACUGGCAAGCUUCUAAAUCUUAGUGAGCAACAGCUUGUAGAUUGUGAUAACACGUGUGAUAAAAAGGACAAAAAGGCUUGUGAUUCCGGGUGCAGGGGAGGCCUAAUGACAAAUGCAUACAAGUACUUAAUCGAAGCAGGAGGAAUAGAAGAGGAAGAUUCAUAUCCAUAUACCGGUAAACGUGGCGAAUGCAAGUUUUGCCCAGACAAAGUCGCGGUAAAAGUCUCCAAUUUCACCAAUAUUCCCAUCGACGAACAACAAAUCGCUGCUUAUUUAGUCAAUCACGGACCUCUCGCAGUCGGGUUGAAUGCGGUGUUUAUGCAAACGUACAUAGGAGGUGUCUCCUGCCCGUUAAUAUGCGGAAAGAGGUGGGUUAACCAUGGCGUAUUGCUAGUCGGUUAUGGCUCAAAGGGGUUCUCGAUUCUGCGUUUGAGCAACCAGCCAUACUGGGUAAUAAAGAACUCGUGGGGGAAGCGAUGGGGCGAAAACGGGUACUACAAGCUUUGUAGAGGACAUGGGAUGUGUGGAAUGAACACAAUGGUUUCUGCUGUUAUGACCCAAACCUCCUAAGAAGAUAAAUUAAGCUAGCUUAGUCUAUAGUCUCUCUACUCCUAAACUCUUUCAAGUUAAAAUAAAUUUGUAUUAAAGUUCUUAAAACUUUAGGUACAUGUAUUAUGAAGCCCUUUUUUU
This is a messenger RNA of Solanum verrucosum, 1285 nucleotides long. Its product is annotated as probable cysteine protease RD19D. The transcript is spliced from 4 exons. Gene Ontology annotation, cellular component: lysosome. Gene Ontology annotation, molecular function: cysteine-type endopeptidase activity. Bases 5 to 1165 code for a protein of 386 amino acids. NCBI's taxonomy places the organism in Eukaryota, Viridiplantae, Streptophyta, Magnoliopsida, Solanales, Solanaceae. The record is from RefSeq and is a predicted model, not a curated record.